This is a messenger RNA of Papaver somniferum (opium poppy), 518 nucleotides long. RefSeq lists its product as uncharacterized. The transcript is spliced from 2 exons. The record is from RefSeq and is a predicted model, not a curated record. NCBI's taxonomy places the organism in Eukaryota, Viridiplantae, Streptophyta, Magnoliopsida, Ranunculales, Papaveraceae. The coding region runs from base 66 to 500 and encodes 144 amino acids.
CUCUCUAUAAAUAUAGGCUAGGCUAGGACAACAGAGCUAAAAUCCAUUAUUUGUUUAUUUAUAAAAUGAUGAUGAGUAACAGCAAUAUGAGUAGAAGAUCAAGAGAGGGGAAUCCUACGACACCUAAACCAACAAUGAAAACUAUCAAGCGAAUGGAAUGGAUUAAUCCCAUAAGUUGGGCGGCUAAGCUACUUAGUUUGCUGCAUAUAAAAGGUAAAACUCGUCGUGCUGAUCUCCCUCGCAAUAUCAUCCUAGACAUACUUAGUAGACUUCCAGCCAAGCUGAUUUACAAGUGUCAAUGUGAGUCUAGACCUUUACAAGUUUUAACCACAGAAGUUGUGCAGAUCGUGGACAAUGAGUUGUUACUGAGACAACGGAAUAGACUUGUGCUUUAUAAUAUGCUUUCACAUGCUUGUAAGAUUUCUGAGAUAAUAGGGUCUAUGGAUAAAGGUAUUCGAGCAGUUGUUUAUGCUCCUAGAAUUGCUUCCUUUCACUUGUGAUAAUAACGCAUCCAUAAG